Molecule: messenger RNA, 479 nt
Organism: Trichomycterus rosablanca
Lineage: Eukaryota; Metazoa; Chordata; Actinopteri; Siluriformes; Trichomycteridae
Gene: mustn1a
Product: musculoskeletal, embryonic nuclear protein 1a
Exons: 3
Coding region: 105-326 (73 amino acids)
Biological process (GO): chondrocyte proliferation; tissue regeneration; chondrocyte differentiation
Cellular component (GO): nucleus
Source: RefSeq, a predicted model, not a curated record
AGAGGAGGGGAAGGAAGGAAACAUCCAGUUAAAGGGAGGACUCGACCCAAGCUGAACAGCUACAGUAAAAUUUUGGAUUCACUAACCAGCUGAAAGCCCUGAACAUGUCUCAGGAAGGAGAGGAGGAGAAGACAAAAAGGCCAGAGGUAAGAGAUGAAGACCUGGUUGAAGCGAAAGACAAGCUGGCAUUCGGGACAACAGUAAAGAGUAAAACUUUUGAGGUGAUGGAGGAAUGUGAACGUGCAGGAAAAGUGGCUCCAUCAGUUUUCAGUAAAGCUCGUUCAGGAGGAGAGACGGUCUUCAACAAACCCUCCAGGAAGAAAUAAUUGAAAAUGUGGUGGAACAUUUCUAUACUUUAUAACAUGCAGGAAAUAAUUGGUGCAUAAUUGGCACAAUAGCACUCAGAUUAGAGACUCAAAACUGAUAUAAUGUGUUAAACUAGAGAUCAUGUUGUAGCUGUGUAUACUAAAUGUGCAACA